Messenger RNA from Henningerozyma blattae CBS 6284, 990 nucleotides. It is a transcript of the gene NUC1, whose product is annotated as ribonuclease. Bases 1 to 990 code for a protein of 329 amino acids. Gene Ontology annotation, molecular function: single-stranded DNA endonuclease activity; nucleic acid binding; metal ion binding. Lineage: Eukaryota; Fungi; Ascomycota; Saccharomycetes; Saccharomycetales; Saccharomycetaceae. The record is from RefSeq and is a predicted model, not a curated record. Gene Ontology annotation, biological process: apoptotic DNA fragmentation. The transcript has a single exon. Gene Ontology annotation, cellular component: mitochondrial inner membrane; nucleus.
AUGUCAAUCAAAACUGCAGUAAUUGGGUUAACUGGUAUUGGUUUAGGUGUAGGUUUAGCUACCUAUAGACACAAAUCUAACGCGUUAUUAUACAAAGAUGCCUCAUUACCAGACACUGUCCAGAGUAAUAACGAUGUUUGGCAAAGAGCUUCUAAAGGCAUUGUAAAUCCUUCUAGUUUCUUUAAAUUUGGCUUUCCAGGUCCUAUACAUGACUUAGAGACACGGGAAGAAUUUAUUUCAUGUUACAAUAGACAAACGAGAAAUCCUUAUUGGGUCUUAGAACAUCUAACCCCCAAAUCACUAGGGGAAGGGAAAGCUGAUAGAAAGAAUUCUAAGUUUAUGGAAGACGAAAAUAUUCCAGAAUCAUUUCGUGCUAGAUUGAAAGAUUAUUUUAGAUCCGGUUAUGAUCGUGGUCAUCAGGCUGCUGCUGCCAAUGCUAAAUUUUCUCAAAGUGCAAUGGAUGAUACUUUUUAUUUAACCAACAUGAGUCCACAAGUUGGGGCUGGUUUUAAUCGUGACUAUUGGGCACAUUUUGAAUAUUUCUGUAGAGGUUUGACGAAGAAAUAUAAUGACGUAUUUAUUGUCACUGGUCCAUUAUAUUUACCCAAGAAAGACCCAAAAGAUGGAAAAUUUAGAGUAACCUAUGAAGUUAUUGGUAACCCACCAAAUAUCGCAGUUCCUACUCACUUUUUCAAAUUGAUUGUUGCAGGGAAAGAUAUAAAAAGUGUUGGAAGUAGUGAAGAUGUUGUCGUAGGAGCAUUUGUUUUACCAAACGAACCAAUUUCUAACGAAACUAAGCUAACAGAUUUCCAAGUUCCUGUUAAUGCGUUAGAAAGAGCUUCUGGCUUAGAAUUUUUGAAAAACUUCCCGAUGAAUAAAAGGAAAAUGUUAUGUCAAGAGGUUAAUUGCCAAAUCGUUGUAAGAGAUUUCUCAAAUAAAGCCUUACCUCCAAAUAAAUCAUUACCUUUACUUCCACCAGGUAAAAAUUAA